Mollisia scopiformis is the source of this 4248-nucleotide messenger RNA. RefSeq lists its product as uncharacterized. NCBI's taxonomy places the organism in Eukaryota, Fungi, Ascomycota, Leotiomycetes, Helotiales, Mollisiaceae. The transcript has 2 exons. Gene Ontology annotation, molecular function: protein serine/threonine kinase activity; ATP binding. The record is from RefSeq and is a predicted model, not a curated record. Gene Ontology annotation, biological process: peptidyl-threonine phosphorylation; peptidyl-serine phosphorylation. The coding region runs from base 1 to 4248 and encodes 1415 amino acids.
AUGCCUAACGAUGAACUCAUGCGGCUUGUGGACUUUACCUCUGUUUUGACUGAACUCAUUGAUGACUUGAGUAUGAGAUACAAAGACCCCAAUGUUCAUGCACUAGCAGAGAGUAUUUCUCAGACGGCACCAAGAUUGUUUGCAGCACUGGUCUAUUCAGAUUUAAGGCACUACGUUUUGGUUUUUCACAACGCGGGGUUAAAUGACGAAGAUAUGCCAUUUACAAUAUCAUCCAGAAUCGACAGCAGUACUGGAAAAGAACAGUUUCAGCUCAGGAGCAGCAAAUCAGAGAGAGCGGUUCUGCUAGAUCAGGGCUGGAGACCUGACCUACUGAAUGCUUUCCUCCAUUUUCAAUGGGUAUUUAAUGCCCCGAUUUUCGAGUGCCAAAAUGAAAAUCAGAAACUGUACGGCGAUGUCCCACACUGGACAUUUGAUCAACACUGUAUCCUGCCAUUUGUUGAUGAAACGGAGAUACCAAACAACUUUGGCCGGAAAAUGUGGUCAGUCAUUAUUGAUCCAGCCCAUCAAUUGCUUUACAGGGAUAAGCAGGAUCCGAACCCAGCUAUUGUCAUUAUGAAGUUCAUUGGCACCGAAACGGACUUCCAGCACGAACUCUCAGUAUUGAAAUGCUUUAUCAGCAAUGACCAGAACCCGAGACUACAUCUCCAAAGACUGCUAGCCAGCUAUUACUACCGCCAAGCAUACUACUUUAUGUUCCUGAUGGCUGAUGGGAGUCUGCGAGAUUAUUGGAACUGCAAUCCGAAACCAGAAUUUUCGUCAUCCACCAUUAGCUGGGUUCUCACACAGUGCUGCGGGAUAGCGCAAGCCCUGAGAACUAUUCAAGAACCAAAAACGGGUCAACCUGGUUGGUACGGGAUUUUACAACCCGAAACCAUUUUGUGGAUAUCCAAAGAUAGCAAAGGAAAAGGACAACAUGGUUACAGUCCUAUUGAGCAACUGGUCAUCGCAGACCUCAAUUUUUCAUACCCUGAUGGAUGGUCCAGGCGUUCAAAGAGUAGACUCCGCGGCCACAUCCCGUCACAAUAUGCAGCUCCUGAGCUGGCAUCGGGACUUGAAAUUUCACCAUCAUACGACAUCUGGAGCUUAGGUUGCCUAUAUCUGGAGAUGAUCACCUGGCUUCUAGGUGGAUGUGACUUUCUUCAUUUGUUUGCGGCUAGACGCAACAAACACGAUCAUGGUUCACAGUCUCAAAUUUCAAAAGGCUCGUUCUACACUAUUGUCGAAGAUGACGGGAAGCUAGAAAUUCCACGAAAUGUCAUUGUUCUCCCAGAAGUUGUUCAAUGGGUGAUGGAUUUGAGGAAAAGUCCAUUAUGCUCAAAGUUCCUCAAUGAUUUCCUUAAUUUGAUAUGCGAUUACAUGCUUGUCACUUAUCCCCGAGGUCGAAUGCAAGCCGCACAUCUUUCACGUCAACUCAGUAGCAUACGUUAUGAAGCCGCAAAUGCUAUUAAAGACUCAAUAAAGCCUCUGGACUUGGAAAAGCUACCGGAAGUAAGAUCGACCAAGAGUCCCAGUUCACCUGCUGGCAGAGAUACACCGCCGAGGACUCCUCCGUCAGAGCGUGAACCCAGGCCGUUUGAUUUUUACAGAAUCGCAGCAUCAAAUGCAACCCUCAUCAAUUCUACAACUGUCUUUGGGUCCUCUCCCCAGAAUUUGGAAAGCCAAAUAAAUUAUGAAAAGAGCAUAAUAGAUCCCGAGCCGUCGACCAGAGUGGAUGAAAGCUCAUUAGGUGGGGAGAAGAGUCGAGGUCAAGAUGGUCACAUCAACAGUGUGGUUUAUGAUCCCGUACAAGUUUACACUCGAGGCUUAGACUCGGCCCUAGCCAGCGGAAACCUUGAAUCCGUUUUGACAUUCCUCUCCGAUCACUUUGAAUUGAUGGCCAAGGGAGACUACGUGUGGCUUCUGGAGCUUCGAGACCAUGGCUACACGGUGGAAGAAAUCUCUCGACUUCUUAUUGAUGAACGACAAGACUCGCCGUGGAUCUUCUUUCAACCUAGCACACUUCCAAAACUUUCAACAAAACUCAUCCUGGAUGAUUAUCAUCAACCAUCCUGCGUUCACAUGAUUGGACAAGAUCUGGGUGGACACAGUGAUGUAAUUUCAUAUAUGGAUGCAUCCGACCCAUUUUCUCAGCUAAUGGAGCUUUCCAGCGAUGAGAGCACCACUCUUCUCGAGGAGCUGUGUGGUCUUGCAGGAGUUGUUCCCGACCAUCGCAAUGGAAUGGCUUGGACUGGAUCAGUAAGAUUCGAGAAGCAAGACAAUUUACUGACUGCAUCGGUAUCAUACCGACGCAAUGACGACGAGCACAGCCUAGCAUCGCUUGCUGAGGUCAACCCUUUCUUUUCCAUUGACACAGUGGACAGAAUGUAUCGAAUGAUCCAUGUUCUGUCGAAUCUAUGCUCUGGUAUUGCUCAUGCUCAAAGACGCGGACUUUGUUGUGACUCAUUUACAUUCUUAUUCCUCCAGUCUGGUGGUCUCGGCAGGCCGAUCAUCGAGCUGUGCCAUUUAAAAGUAAUGUGUGCUUCCAUGCUUCUUGAAGGACUGCGAACUUUACGUACAGAAAACAUCUUGAGGCUUCCAUUGACUGCAAUGGAGGAUGUAAAAGGCUUUACAAGGGAAAUAUUUCACGCAUUCGAUCUAGUUAAUUUUUCUGCUAUAACCGAGGUCCAAAUCGUGGACCAUGCUUCUUUAGCUAUUCAAUUCCUUAGCCUAGCAUUCGCUUCAUAUCUCAAGGCUCACACUAGCCCCUUUCAGCCUUUUUUCCUUGACAGCCCUCUGCAGAGCAUCGAAUUGUUUGGAUCUCAAGAUCUAUCUACCGGUCGACCAAGUAUCACAGCCUCAUUCUACCAAUUCACCUGCUUACAUGAGAUGUUGCAAGAGCCUGUACUAGUAUUCAAAGAAGGCCGGGUGGAACAGCCGACAGGAGAAAGAUAUGACCUGUCAUGUUUCCCAGAAGACCUGGUAGAUACCUGGGGUCCAAGUCAAUUCAUUCCAAGCAACAACGCAAUCGAAGCCACCAAGGGCGAGCUAGUUGCAGUUGUGAUAGGAGGCGGGGUAAUUAAACCUACUGAUAGUACCUUGAAAACCAACAAAAUAUUUCAUUGGAGCAAGGACAUCGAUCCCCGCCACGACUCGUUGGUGCGAUUCACUCGAGGCGACAAAAUAACCGUCGCAGGAGUGGUCAGGGUCAAUGGAAGUUGUCAAUCUAAUCCAAUCCAGAGAUGGUCUUCGUUCAUAAGCUCCUUCGAGAAUCUUGGCACGACGCCGGGCUACUGGCAAUUCACUGAAUUCCAAGCUGGCAUAUCUUUGAUAGGCCAACAGUUUGCUGGUGCGCAAUUGCAGUUUAACAAAACUUGGACCUGGCAUCCAGGAAACAGUUGGAAACAUCAAUAUCUUGGUUUGAUGGCAGACGACCUUCCUCUUGCAGAGCUGGACCGACCAUGGGGCAUACUCGUGAGUGCAUGCACAGGUGUUGCUAGACGAGUGCCUCUUCGUGUUCUCCUGGCCGAUGUCCUUCCUGCCUUUGCUUCAAAUCUCACCUCGACACCCAAGGCUUGGGCUAAAUUGCAGCCAGGAAUUGUCAAGGCACUGCAAGAGAGCAGCUCGCACGUCAAACAGUGGCACGAUGACUUGUGUAAUCAACCCGACUUUCAAGAAAUUCAAAACUUCAGCAGACGGCUCAUACGGCAUAUUUUGCUGGUGCUCAGAGACACUGGCAUUGACCGAGAACACAAAACAUUUCGGAUAGCAUGCCCACAAGGCCACAACGCAGCGGCUCCUAUUACCAUGUGUCUUCCCGUUCCAUGCGAGAAAGCAUGUCUCUGGGCGCAAAUUCUCACGGACACAGAGAACUGUGCUACAUUCGCAUGCAUGACGACUCAAUGCCUGGAAUCUCAAGAACAUAAAUGUCAGACUACAACACCUUGGCAUUGUCCCUCUCUUGAUACAGCAGUCCAACAAUUACGAGCUCACAAAGAUCCUAUCCUUCUACAGCCACAGACUUGGCGCCUCAUUAUUGAUGCUCUGUAUUGGAUCGGAAGUCCCGAAUCUGGACUCCAAGCUAAGGUUUUGAAAUCAGCGACCUCCCCGAUACCGAGGCUUCAUAUAUCUAAGGGUAGGAUACCACAAAAGACCAGAGCGAGACUGGGAGCUAUGAUGUCGAAAAGAGAUCGCUUGAGGGAGAGGCAGAUCGAUACUUGGCCCGCUGAAGAUGUACUAGUGUUGUCCUAG